AGUAACAGAACUGACAUUACAGCACAUUUUGAAAUCAGUAUACCCCAACAAGGCCUCGCCGUACCCCUUCCUUUGUGUUGACAAAGUUUCCCAGUCCUUUUCAAUGUUGUAUCAACAUAAGGCCACGCUCGGCCUUUCGGACUACCCUACUCGGAAUUUAACUUCCAUCGAUAUUUCCCGUGUGGAUUGUUUCACAAGCAUUUUUGUGAUCUCAUUCACAAAGUAAGGAUACGAUAUUUACCUGUUGAUCUGGGACUCGUUAACUUACCUGUGACCUUUCCGUUGCACUGGAUUUUGUUGGAUACGAUUUUGCCAGCACCUCAGCAGUGACACCAGGUGAUGACAACUUGUGUUCCUCAAGUCAGCAAUGAAUUGAGCAAUGACACGUUGACCAGACACCACACAUCAUCUCCACCUGUGUCCUCUCUGGGUACAAAGCCAGGCGUGAUGUCGAACCUCCGGGACAUGAUCAACCGAGGACAGCAGGACCAGUUCCCCAGUGAGGACGGACUGGUCCUCGACCUCACCUACAUCACAGAGAGGAUCAUUGCAAUGUCCUUCAUCGCUGAAGGUCAUGACACGACCUACCGUUUCAACCUGAAAGAGGUGACUCGCAUGCUCAAAACCAAGCAUGGAGACAAGCACCUGGUAUUAAACAUUUCUGAAAAACACAAUGAUCUCACAAAGAUGCACUCAAAGAUUAAAGAGUUUGGCUGGCCUGACCACCUGGCCCCUCCCCUGGAGCGGCUGUGUAGUAUUUGUAAAUCGAUUGACUCAUGGCUCAACGCCGACCCCCUCAAUGUGGUCGUUCUCCACUGUAAAGGCGGGAAGGGCAGACUCGCCAACGUCAUCGCUGCCUAUAUGCAUUACAGCAACAUCUGUGCAAGUGCUGAUGGGGCUCUUGACAGAUUUGCAAUGAAACGGUUUUACGAUGAUAAACUCGGAGGUAUUUCACAGCCAUCACAACGACGGUAUGUGCACUACUUUGCUGGUUUACUAUCGGGUGCGAUUAAAAUCAACAGCAACGCCCUCUACCUGCACCAUAUUCUCAUCCAUGGAGUUCCCAACUUCGACACCAAGGGCGGCUGCCGUCCAUACAUCAAGGUCUACCAAGGAAUGCAGCCAAUAUUUACAUCCGGUGUUUACAAUGUAACAGAUAACAUGCAGAAAGUGUGUAUAUCCAUUUCCCCUGGAAUUCCAUUGCGUGGGGACAUUCUAAUAAAAUGUUACAACAAAAAGACGCGCUCUGGUCAAAGGGAGAUAAUUUGGCGAUGUCAGUUCCAUACGUGUGCAAUUUCUGAUUACAACUUGGUGUUCACCAAAUCAGAGUUAGAUGAAGCUAAUACAGAUCCGAGGUUUGCCGAUACUGGAAAAGUAGAGUUUGUUUUUGGUCCUACUGCUGAAGGCUUGGUUUCAGUAACUGGGUUCAAGUCUGAUGUCACUGUGCCUGUCGAUGACGGAGAGGAUGGAUUAACUAGGUCAGACAGUUAUGAAAACUUUCUGAAUCUUAACGAGCGAAUUGUUGAAACUGAUAUUAAUGAAAACGGGUUGCCUGCAGGGGGCAUAAGCAAAGUGCACGUGCAGAAAAUAGAGCACUCGCAAGGGCCAGUGGACGGGAGUUUGUACGCGACGGUCAACAAACGAAAGCUUGAGAGUCACGUGACUUCGCCAACGUCUUCUGUGUUCCAAAAUGGCCCCACGCACUUGCAGAAUGGGUCAAUAACAUCCAGUCUUGAUUCUGGUAUAUCUUCAACUUCUCGUUUCCAUGGAUACACAGGUCAGAGUUCCUCGCACCUCCACCAGUCGCGCUACACGUCCUCGGACACCAGUGACCUGAUAUCGCCGACCUACUCCUCCAAUGUCCACGGCCAGAAGACAUCGUUCUCGUCCAACACGAUGCCCCGACAGACGGUGAAGGCUCUGGACGAACGCACGCAGCUGGACGAGCUUCUCAGCGACCUGCUGCACGAUCAGAGUUUCUCCAGCCUCAGCAGCCCGAGUCAGCAGGACGCGAAGACCGUCACCACGACGACGCGCACCUUUACGUCUUACUCCACGACCGACUCGAGCCCAGGACAGAACGUGUCGAUCCAGCGCGCGGAGGUGGUGUACAAGUUGCCGGGACAGCAAGAGGAGAAGCACCAUUACAUGAUAACGCCCGGGAUUGAGCCGGAGACGACGAGCGGUCGGAAGCCGGGAAUUCCGAAAAACGCGUUUUCUUACACAUCGCCUAUCUCUCCGACGUCGCCAUCCAGUGAAAUGAUGGAGACAGAGGUGGUCCGCGGGACGGAGAGCAUGCCACAUCUGCAGUCGAGUCAGAUGCAUGGGCUGACACAGACACUGCCAUACAACAGGAGCGAGUUUGAUAACCGGUACGAGACUCACUCCUACUCCUACCACACGAUGGACGGCACGCAGAUGAGGCCUGAUUCUGACAUGUCAGCCUCGUGGCUCGCUCAGCAGCAGGAGAAACUCCGCGCCAAGCAGGUCGUCCGGUCGCCGCAGGAGAAGCAGCUGGUUGCCGAGUUGCGGUCAGUGCAGAAUAAAUACUACACGCGGCGGACCCAGAACGAGGCUGAGGAGCAGGCAGUCAUGGACACGUAUAACCAACAGCCCAUUCAGAACGGACCGGUGUCCCCCACACAGAUGAUGAUAACCCAGUCGUACCAGCCACCAGUGAGGAGCCGAAGCCACGACGGGAUGUGGAGUCCGUCGGAGAACAAAUACAACACAUUUUCCUCCUCGCAGAUGACAACGAUGGAGAACAGAACGUACGGAGAUCAGCGGGGCGUGUCGAACAAGCCACCGCCUUCGCCAACGCUGCAGCGAUCCAUGACGCCGACCCAGCCCAUAGCACCGCCGGUGAGGACCAGCAGUAAGGACUUCAUGCGGUCGCGCUCCAACAGCAGCAGCAGCUGGCAGCCUCAGCAGCCGUUCCAGACUCGGCCACUACAACGUCAGGCGUCGGAGACACUCUUCGACCGAGAUCCCAUCGCGUACAACACCUACAGCACCAGCCACUCCCCUAGGGCACUCUCCCCCUCCCAACAGGCCCUGCAGCACGCCUCCUUCACCACGUACAGGACCAUCCAGCACGUCCAAGACGACAACGUCGAUGGAAUGCAACCACAACAGCAGCCGCAGGUUUACGGGUCGAUGGUAACGGCGGCGCCACCACCAAAACCACCACCACAGACUCAGCAGCAUUACGUGACAGAGGUGUUUGUUCAUCGCGGACCGGGAGCCUCCUUAAGCCCGCAACCGAGAGAGGAAAUUCAAGACACGACCAGACUGGAAGCCUUGGAGAAAUCUCUCCAGGCCGCGUCGGAAUCCAUCAUGGCUUCCUCGGCGCCCAAGCAACAGUUCAGCCAAUCAGGUUACCAGACCUCUAGCUACCAAACGACAGAGCAACACCAGGCGGUCGUCCGGAACGAGAUACGGUCGGUAGAGCCGCAGCAGUCUUCUGUGAGUAACCAUGGUGACGUGGGCAAUCCGGCCAACCCGAGCAUGAGCAUGCAGCCCCGCAGCGUGUCCCCUGGCUGGGACAAUGUCAAUGCUAGCAAUGUCUAUAGUCAGAUCCAGAAGAGUGAAGGUCCGCCCCCGAAACAGAUCCACGAGAUUGAGGAGGACCGGAUCAUGUUGAGGCCGAUUGGUCCGGGCGUGCAGACCCUCGAACCGGAAACACACACCGGAACUCUGGGACGACCGACCACGCCGGGAUUCCCCACCUCACCAGUAACACCGCCAUUCCCUGUUACCCCUCGGACGCCGUAUGUGAACACAGGUGGCAGCACUGUAGUGAGCCCGAUGGGCACGCUGACCCAGCAACAGCAGAACUUGCAGUACCAGACACAGCACACGACCCAGUACCACACCCAGCAGCAACAACAUCAGCAGCAGCUGCAGCAGCAGCAGCAUCAAGACGGGACGCUGCACAUCGACACCAGUCAGAGGAUGCUGUCAUCACCGCGCAGUCCCGGGUCAGCUGGAAGCCCCCCUUCCCCCAACAGCAGCCUGAACACCCUGAGACAGCAGCUGUCCACUGCCCACUCCAUGUCCACUGUUCCGCACUCGAUGACGGGUCAAAGUUCACCGAGCGUUUACUUCGGACUGUCUCGCAGAGGAAGCUUGUCAUCUCUUGCUGAUGUUGACAUGGUCAGCACUUCAGCGAGAUUUGUUAAAGAUACAUCCAAGUACUGGUACAAGCCAAACAUCACCCGCGAAGAAGCCAUAGUAUUGCUGAAAGACAAACAGCCCGGAACAUUCGUCAUCAGGGACAGUAACUCUUUCCCCGGAGCAUUUGGACUGGCAAUCAAAGUGGCCACCAUACCGCCCAAUGUGCAGAUUAAACCAUCAGCAGAUCCACAGGCUGACCUUGUCCGUCAUUUCCUGAUUGAACCGACCCCGAAAGGGGUACGACUCCGAGGAUGUAGUAAUGAGCCCGUCUUCGGUAGUCUUGCUGCCUUGGUAUACCAACACACCAUCACACCACUUGCGUUGCCAUGCAAACUUCUCCUACCAGAACCUGAUCAUGUGGAUGGACUGAUCAGUGCUGAAAGUCACAGCAUUUCUGCCGAGAUGCCCAGUUCAGCUGCCGCUCUUCUCUCUCAGGGAGCAGCUUGCAAUGUGUUCUUCUUGAACACAAUAGAUACAGAAUCCCUAACAGGGCCUCAGGCUGUUGCCAGGGCAGUGAAGUUGACCUUUGAAACCUUGCCCCUCCCAGUGACCACUGUUGUACAUUUCAAAGUCUCCAGUCAGGGUAUCACACUGACAGACAAUAACAGAAAACUGUUUUUCCGUCGACACUACCCUGUAUCAGCCGUGACGUACUGCGGAAUGGACCCCGAGGAGAGAAGAUGGAAGAGAGACACGGAUGUACCUGGAGUGCAAGUUGAAGUCAAGAUCUUUGGAUUCGUCGCCAGAAAGCAGGGUGGGGUCUCAGACAAUGCAUGUCACCUGUUUGCUGAGUUUGACCCCGAACAGCCGGCUUCUGCAAUUGUUAACUUUGUUACAAAGGUUAUGAUUGGACAGAGCAAAGUCAAGUCCUAGGUUGUCAUUGGAAAUGAAACAUUUAUACAUAAGCCACUAGCCUUGCUACUUGUCUUUCAAGGUAUCAAAGAAAAUGUGAACAAAAAUUGAUUGCACUGGACAGACGGACAAACAGAAAAGCAGGUUUUAUAGAGAUUUGUUUGAUGGCGAAAUGCAGUAAUUGUGUUUUACGGAGAAAUCAAAAUACAAGACAUUAACAAGGAUAUACUACUCAGUUAACAGUUGAUGACGGAUGUUGGAAAUGUUUAUGAACAAAUUGAAAAAACAACAACCACAAAAUAUCUGACAUAGUGAAACGAUCUGGUGCCGUGUGUUAUAUUAUCAAAUGUGUCGUGUUCCAUUUAAACAGCAAACUGUGCCUGGUUCGUUAACAUACAGAUUUGUAUUAUAGUUAAUAAUAUAGUUACAUUAAAAUGUUAUACCAAUGCCAUAUUUAUAAGUCCUAUUUGUGGACAUCCCUUCUAUAUUGUUUUGUUAAGCUUUCAGCUCAGCUUGAGAACAAUAACUUGUUAUAUAUAUGCAAAAAAUAUCCACAAUUCAUUGGCAUUGUGUAUAGAUAUAACGCUAGGAAGUAAAACCUACAGAAAGAAUAUUAAGAAUAUCUAUGUUUUGAUUAGUCAGUUUAAAAUAUUGUAGUUCUGCGAAUAUUAGCACUAUAGUGUUUGAUUGGCCAAUUUACUACCAAAGAAUUUGAUUGGCUGAUUUAAAGACUGCAAAAGUCAUGUUCUUACCAACUACAUAUUUGAUUGGCAAGAUUACAACCAAAGAGUUUGAUUGGCUAAUUCAUUAUACUGCAGAAGUAGAGUUCUUACCAAUCCUACAUUUGAUUGGCCGAUAGUAACAUGGCUUAAUUAAGGAUGCACAUUUUCCAGCUGCCUUGGAAACACUUUGUACAAAAUUUGAUGUAAGCAUUGUGCUUUUUAUCUCAAAGUGCUAUAUUCAGUUAGUCUUAAUUCUCGUAUAUUCAAUUAUAAAUAAUUUUAAAGACAUAUAGAUAAAUUUUGUUUUUAAUAUAACGAUGUCUGAUGUUUGUUAAUAUGUGUAUGGUGUAAUAUAUAAAUAUAUAUAUAUAUAUAUUCAACGUUUUCAGUCGAAACAAAGUACUCGUGUUAUCUUACACAGCUUUGCGUGGUCUGUGUUGUGUGUAUGUAGAGUUAAUUAUCCUGGUGGGGUACUCUCCCCUUGACUGCACGAGCAGUGAGUUACGACUAUACUGCAGGAGCAGUAAGUUGAGAAAGUAAAACAUGGCUGGACUCGGGGUGGUGCUUUAUGGGAUUGUUCAUUUUCCUGGUAGGGUUAUCUCCCCUUGACAAAAAAAGAGAACAGAAAUUAAAUCGUGGCAAGACUAGGGUGAUGCUUUAUGAGAUGGAGUAUGUAGUUGUCUCCCCUUGACCACAGAUGCAGUAAGUUGUAAAGCAAAAGAUUGUGGGAAGUGUAUCAUAGGAUUGUGUAGGGAAAGGUAAGUUAUUAUCAGUACUGAAAUAGUGCUUGUAAACUGGUAUUAGCUUGAUUAUCUCCCCUUGACCACAGAAGCUGUAAGUUAGAAAGUGAAAGAUUGUGGGAGGGUCAUGCGAUUGUUUGUAAGUUAUGACCAGUACUGAAAUAGUGCUUGUAGAGAUUGGUAUAGCUGUACUAGAGAAUUCCCCCAGACAGUAGAUCACCAGUAAGUGUCAGUGUAGUUUGAAAAUGUAAAAACUUGACACAUUUUAGUUUUUUUUCGGAAUAUGCUUGCAGGUUUCUACCAACCACUGAUGUCUUGUUUAUGACACACAGUUGGACCUGCUGUAAUGGACAUCCUAUAUAGUAAUCACCUGUCUAUAUAGGGCACUCUAAAUGUAUCCUUUAUGCACACACAUGCAAAUUCUUUAGCCUGUAUACAAAACCCAUCUGUAUAUAAAUAUCCAUAUAUUAUAAAGGCAAGGUUUUUUUUGCAGGUCCUUUUGGUGGCUUUUGUAGACAUGUAGUUAGGAUAUAAAGUGUUAAUGCCCACUCCCAUUACCCACCAGGGGGCUGUAGUUUGAAGGGAAUGUGGAUUUAAUUUCAUUACAAAUGAACUAAACCAGUUGAAAUCUUAAUGUAUUUAUACUUGAAAAUUUCGCACUUCAUUUUGGCCAUGCCCCUAACUGGUCCAUUGCUUUCUUUACCCAGGGAUAUGCUGUACAUAUAAUGAUAUUUACCUAACCACUUGUACUAAAUGUAAUUUGUCUCCACAAUCUAUUGGUGCUAUGAACUUUGACCUUUGUGGAGGUCAUCAAGAAACUGUUAUUAGAGUUUCUGUAACAUUUUAAAUUUACAUUGUUGGAUUUUUUUAUUUUUUUUUUAUUGAUUUUUUUUUUUUUGGCUGGGAAUUGGCCAAGAUUUCUUUGUUGGUGACAUUUUAAAUUUAAUUUUCUUCACUGUGCUGCAUUAUAUAUAUGUCGGAUAAUGAAUGUCACAGUCCUAAUACUAGUAGAUGUUCAUGUAUUUAUGAUUUUUUUUCUUUCUUUCUCUGUUAGUGUUGUCAUUUUUUCACAUGUGCAUAUAUUCUGUUCAACGUUUUUUCGACAUGCAUAAUUCAGAAUUUUUUUUCUCUGUGUUUCUUCAGUUUAUAUGCACGGAUAUGUCGUAGAACAAGUGUGCUUGAUACAUUUUUUUGUGUAAUAUAUAUAAUGUUAUAUAUAUUUUGUGUGUGUUUACCCCAAUAACACCACAUUUAUGUUAUAUAUUAUCGGACCUGGCCACGCAUGACUAGACUUAAAAUGCUGAUUUCCAUGCCUUAUUGUAAGAUAGAUCAAUAUAUGUAUGUUCCUCGAUAGAUCCCAACCAUAAAUUAACAUGGAUUUAGUCAAACCAUCAUUGUCUGUUUAAAAAAAAAAAAAUUUGUAAAUAAAACAAAAAGAAAUGUUAAAUAUAAUAAUUAUUGCUGUUUAAAUUAAGAUAGGAUUGGAAAAUGAUGUAUUUUAUCAAAUUCAAGUGAAAAAUAAAAUGUAUGAUUUGGUUGUUUUAUUGGAAAUGUAUUUAUUUCUUUGGGGCGACACCCACCCCAAAGACUUGAUGGGUCAAAUAUAGAGGUCACUGUAUCAUCGUGGUUCAGGUCAAAUCAUCUCAUAUAGGCAGCUGUAGUAGCCUUUGUUUGAUUAAUUCACCAAUGAUUGUAGUAUACCGCUUGUAACUGUCACUAACAGUAUAUAUAUUGUAUGUAGCCACCUCCUGGUAUAAUAUACUAUAGCCUCCGUAGAUGUCUGUACAGUGCAAUGUUCAUGUUAUACUUGUGGAGGCAAAUUGUGAUGUCUUAUGAUGAGUCAACAAAUAUGACUAAGUCGGUGGUCAUGUGACUGAAUUGGACAAAUGAAACAUGAUUAAGGAUGUCAUGUGACCAGAUUUUUGGGGGUGUUUUUUUUAUAUGAGAAGACUGUUUACACUUACAUAUUUUAGCUGUUUAUUUUAUGAUUAUACAAGUUAAUUUACCACAGGUGGUGUUUACAAACAUGGAAUAUAUUUUUUUGGUCUCGUAUAAUGUAUGGCAAGUGUUCAAUUUUAUCUGUAUAUUGUUAGAUAAAUAUGUUGAAAAUAGUAGUUUUUUAAAUUAAAUAAAUACAUAAAGUUACAUUUUUCAAAGACACGUUUUGAAAUUUCAUCCAAAUUACUGAGACUUUUGUCCGUUCAUUUAAUUCAUUGAAAUCAGUUUGAAAGUAAAGACAAAUGCAUAACUGUUUUAUUUGCCAGCUUGUUUGCAGGAAUAAUUUAAUAUCAUUUAUUAUAUUAUUUGGUUUACUGUUUUUUUUACAAAUAAAAAUAAGUUUGCAGUCAGUGUUCUUGUAUCAAAUAAAACAUGAAAUAUUCAUGUAAUAUAGAAAGUUACAUUUUAAUACAUGAUGAUACAUUUAAAUCGUCAUGAUUUUAAAUGUGAAUUCAUGUUAACACUUAUGUUAUGGUGUUAAAAUGUGAAUACAUCAUGAUUGUAAGUUUGAAUUCAUGUUAAAACCUAUAUUACGGUGUUAAAAUGUGAAUACAUCAUGAUGCUGGUGGUGUCUAAAUACAUGAUUUUAUUUGAAUGCAUCAUGAUAAUAAAAUUUAAAUACAUCAUGUGCUCGGUCUCACAAAUAAACCACUAGAUGUUGGUUUAGACUGCUUGCUAUCCCUGUUUUCGUUUUGUCUCCAAUACCAAUGUGACAUAAUUUGUACAUAUACAUUAAUAUUAAUAUUAAUACUGUGUAUUUAACAAUAUUUUAAUUCAGUGUAUUGGAUAAAUCAUAGUUUAACAAUAAACUGCAUGGGAGAACAAUACACUAUUUAUACAAGCAAUAUUUAGUAUUUUUAAUAAAAUAUUGUAAAUGUUGGUUAAUAUGACAUCUAUAACUUUAUAUUUGGCCAAUUUAACUCUUCUUUCUUUUUUUUACUAGAUGUUUUGACAACAAAGUAAAAUUUUAGACAUGUCUAAAUUUGUUAUAAAAAUAGACACACAUGUAAGAAGAAAAUUUGUUUUCCAAAAGAGAAGUAAAGGAGGCAAAUGUUUUAUUUAACGACGCACUCAACACAUUUUAUUUACGGUUAUAAGGCAUCGGAUUCUAAAAGGGCAACUGAUAAAGAAUCAAUUUCCAGAUUUCCACUUAUUUUACCAUCUUACCUGAUUAACUAUAUUACUGGAAACAUUAUGUAAUGGAAAACCCAAUCUCCUAAUAAUGAUUAUGUCUUGGAAUUUGGUAAUAGUGAACUAGAAACAAAACUUAUCUUAAAAUUCAAUAAAAGAUAUGUAAAUAAUCACUUUCAGACAUGUUUAGUAUGGAAGAUGUUAAUAGAACAAUGGAAAGAAAUGCUGUAGAAGAUUAAAACAACCAUGUUUUGUUUAGUUGAACAUUGGUUUUUUUAGGCCUUAUUUCAAGUAGUAUGUGUCAUAUUAAAUACGAGUUCUUGUUUAACGAGGAAAUGAAAUGUAAAGGGUUUCCAUGGUAUGUGGUACUGGACGUUAGCAUGUUCGUUAAGUUACAAGCAGGUGUUAUUACUUGUACAUGUAUAUUAAUUUUUAAAAUUACCUCCAACUUUUAAUACCAUCAAGUCCUGUACAUUACUUGUUAUGUUUUUGUGUUUUAUUAAAACUUUAGUGCUUUUUGUUUUGCAUGAGAACCAUACAUAUUUAAAGUUACCACAUCAGUUUUUGAUUUUAGGGAAUUUGUAGGGGUCAGGUGUUUUUGUUCUUUUUGAUACUAAACCAUUUUACCAUAAAGAUAUUUUAAUAUCUGUUGAAGCUAAAAUUUGAUGUGCAAAAAACACAAAACCUAAAAUAUGUAAAAACUAAACUUACAA
Gigantopelta aegis is the source of this 10332-nucleotide messenger RNA. Its product is annotated as tensin-1-like. Bases 340 to 5049 code for a protein of 1569 amino acids. Gene Ontology annotation, molecular function: protein binding; phosphatase activity. The transcript is spliced from 28 exons. NCBI's taxonomy places the organism in Eukaryota, Metazoa, Mollusca, Gastropoda, Neomphalida, Peltospiridae. Gene Ontology annotation, biological process: dephosphorylation. The record is from RefSeq and is a predicted model, not a curated record.